AUGUCUCGGGAUAACCGUGAAUGUUGGCGCUGUGGAAAGAAAAACCACAACAGUGACAAUUGCUAUUACAAGAAAAGCAUAUGUCAUAUCUGUCAGAAGCAAGGACACAUUAGCAGGAGGUGCCAUGAGAAACCACAGGAGAAGAAGGCCCAUAAACCAGAAAAACUUAAGAAAAAAUCAUCCAAAGUCAGGUAUAUGGAUUCAACAGUGGAACAUGAGCUACCUGAUGGCAGUGAUGAGGAUGCAGACUCUUAUGAUGACACAUUGAGUAAUACUUUAUUCACUGUAAAAUCUAUUGCAGGUGAUAAGCCCAUCUACAUUCCUAUGUGUGUUGAAGGGUCAAACAUUUCAUUGGAGUUGGAUACUGGAGCUGGAGUAACUUUGAUUUCGGAGGAGCAGUACAAGAGAGAGUUUAGGCAUAUUCCGCUGAAAACCACAAACCUGCCUUACUUGGAGACUUAUACUGCAGAAAAAUUACCUGUUUUGGGAAAAAUACAGCUGGAUGUUGACUAUAAUGAACAGUCUAUCACUUUACCUGUAUAUGUGGUGACAGGAAGUGGACCGGCGCUCCUAAGCAGAAACUGGCUAUCUCAGAUACAGCUUGACUGGUAUUCCAUUGGCAGAGUCAAUACCGUGCGAGUUGACAAUUCCCAGAAGGACUUGGAACAGUUGUUGUCAAAGUAUUCAGCCUUAUUUGAUGGCAGUUUGGGAACUGUAAAGGGUGUUAAGCUUCAUCUGUCUGUUAAACCCGGAGCAAAUCCAAAGUUCUAUAAACCAAGAACUGUUCCAUAUGCACUGCAGGAUAAGGUAGCUGAGGAAUUGGAUAGACUAGAGAAGAUUGGGGUCAUUGAGAAAGUGGAAUAUUCUGAAUGGGCUGCUCCCAUUGUACCAAUACUCAAACCUUCAGGCGCCGUGAGGAUAUGGGGGGAUUAUAAGCUGACAGUGAACAGAGACUUGGAGGUGUCUCAGUAUCCUUUGCCUGUGCCAGAAGAUUUGCUCAACCAACUGAAUGGUGGGACGAAAUUCACCAAAUUAGACCUAUCACAAGCCUAUCAACAAGUGUUACUUGAUGAUGAAUCUAAGAAAUAUGUGACUGUGAACACCCAUAAGGGUCUUUAUCGUUAUACACGAUUACCCUUUGGGGUCGCUUCAGCCCCUGCUUUAUUCCAAAAUGUCAUGGACCAGGUAUUACAGGGUCUUCCAGCAACUGGCGAUUUCAUAGAUGACCUGUAUGUCACUGGUAAAGAUGACAGUAAACACCUGAAGCACAUUGAUAAUGUGUUUGAACGUUUGGAUUCUUAUGGCAUCAAACUAAACAAGUCGAAGUGUACUUUCCUUCAACCAUCUAUGGAGUACCUUGGUUUCAGGGUGGACAGUCAAGGUAUUCAUCCGACGGAAUCCAAGAUUGAAGCAAUCCGGAAUGCACCGCGACCAACAAAUCUGACAGAACUACAAUCCUUUUUAGGGUGUGUGAACUAUUACCGGAAGUUUAUACCAGAUAUGUCCACAGUGUGUGCACCAUUAAAUAAACUUCUGCAGAAAGGAACAAAGUUCCAUUGGGACAGCUCGUGUGAGAAAGCCUUUCAGAAACUAUGUAAGCAUUUGACUACAUCUGAUGUACUAGUGCAUUAUGGCCCAAAGCAGCCUCUGAUCUUGGCGGCAGAUGCAUCUCAGCAUGGUUUAGGUGCAGUCAUUUAUCAUGAUACAAAUUCUGGGGAACGACCUAUAGCGUUUGCUUCACGAACGCUGACAGCCGCUGAGAAAAACUACUCUCAGAUUGAGAAAGAGGCUUUGGCUAUCAUUUUUGGAAUCCAGAAAUUCCAUAAGUACUUGUAUGGGAGACAUUUCACCCUGUUUACGGACCACAAGCCACUAACAAGUAUUAUUGGGCCUAAAACAGGAAUUCCUGUACUCGCUGCAUCAAGACUGCAGAGGUGGGCCAUCCAGCUAUCAGCUUACACUUACGAGAUCAAGUAUAAAUGUACGAAACAAAAUGCUAAUGCAGAUUGCCUUUCCAGAUUACCAUUAGCCGAUACCGAUGGUCAGAAACCCACUUCACACACAUUUUGGACACGAGAAGCUACUUCAGUGCAUAUUGCUCAGCUAGAUAAUCUGCCUGUUACAUCCAGAGACAUAUCAGCUGCAACUGUACGAGACAAAGUGCUAUCUCGAGUGAAACAUUUCACUGUUUGUGGUUGGCCUUCAGUAGGUGAUAUUUCUCAUGAAUUCCUGCCGUAUUAUAGAAGGAAGGACGAGUUGACAUGUGAAGAGGGCUGCUUACUUCGGGGAGUGAGAGUAGUAGUACCCACUCAGUACCGAGUUGAGAUUUUGGAUAAUCUUCAUGACUCUCAUCCGGGGAUUGUUCGCAUGAAAUCUCGAGCAAGGAUUCAUGUGUGGUGGCCUAAUUUGGAUACGGACAUAGAGCAGCUAGUUAGAAACUGUGCAUGUUGUCAAAGUGUACAACCGGUCCGACCUACAACUAGACAGAAUCCCUGGAUCUGGCCUUCCCGUCCUUAUCAACGGAUUCACGUUGACUUUGCUGGCCCCUUUAUGGGUGAGAACUUUCUUAUUGUGGUGGAUGCUAUGUCCAAAUGGCCUGAAGUAGUUCAGAUGAAAUCAACAACAACAAUAAGUACCAUAAAUGUUUUGAGAAAGCUCUUUUCUUCUAAUGGCCUUCCCGAUCAGCUAAUCUCUGACAAUGGACCUCAGUUUACCUCUCACGAGUUCAAGUCAUUUCUGAAGAAAAAUGGAGUUAAACAUAUUCUGUCCUCGACGUACCACCCAAGCUCUAAUGGUGAGGCAGAACGAUUCGUCAGAACGUUUAAGACUACUAUGAAAUCCAUGAGGGCAUCUACGUCUACUCUUCAACAGCGACAGUGCAGAUUUCUGCUGUCCUACCGAACCACACCUCACAGUACAACGAAAACGACCCCUGCAGAACUGUUCAUGGGGAGGCGUAUUCGUACUCGACUCGACUUGCUGAGACCAGAUCUUGCUUCUUCAGUUCAAAGAAAAGUGUCUCCGAAAGUAGAUGCUGUGAGGCAUUUCGAAGUUGGCGACCCAGUCCUGGUGAGGGACUACAGGGGUCGUACCGAACAAUGGCUCCAGGGGGUUGUACUAAAAGCAUUAGGUCCUGUGACUUACAAGGUUCAGGUAGAGAACUUUGAGUGGAAGCGCCAUGUUGAUCAGCUGAUAACUAUGCCAGGUACGCCUGAUCUAUCAGUAACAUCCACUACGGAGGACAUAACAAUCUCUGAUAGGUCUGAAAGUGCGCCAAUGUCUGGGGUAGAGAAAAUUCCAGUUGAAAGUACCAAGGGGUCAUUUCCUGGGGAAAUCGGGGUGGAGAAUGUUCCACCUGGGACAAGGCCCCCAGGGACUGAAAAUGUACCUGUGACAGAAACAGCGACCCGAAGAUAUCCUGUUAGGGAGAGGAAGCAACCAGAUAGACUGUCUUAUUGA
Molecule: messenger RNA, 3459 nt
Organism: Haliotis rufescens (red abalone)
Lineage: Eukaryota; Metazoa; Mollusca; Gastropoda; Lepetellida; Haliotidae
Exons: 1
Coding region: 1-3459 (1152 amino acids)
Biological process (GO): DNA integration
Molecular function (GO): zinc ion binding; nucleic acid binding
Source: RefSeq, a predicted model, not a curated record